CUCAAGGUGGAACCUUGGAUAUGCACACAGAAUCGGGUCAAAAAGCACUUCGAAUUUCUGGCCUUCAUGACAAGUUUGAGGCUGCCUGCAGUCGAGAGGCCGACGUGAUGCUCAUGCGAGACAUUUCGAGGGGAGAUUGGCACCGAACCAAAGAUAUUUUAUUAAAAGGAGAUAGCUGGAUUAUUCAGACUAUCAAGGAUUCUGGGUUGCGAGGUCGAGGUGGUGCUGGCUUUCCGAGUGGACUCAAAUGGAGCUUUAUGAACAAGCCAAACUGGCAAGCGGAUAAACGCCCUCGAUAUCUCGUGGUGAAUGCAGACGAAGGAGAACCAGGAACAUGCAAAGACCGUGAAAUCAUGCGAGGAGACCCACACAAACUCGUCGAAGGUUGUCUCGUCGCAGGACGUGGAAUGAACGCCAACGCAGCCUACAUUUACAUCCGCGGCGAGUUCUACCUCGAAGCCCAACGCGUCCAACAAGCGAUCGACGAAGCGUACAAGGCGGGGUUGAUCGGCAAGAACGCCUGUGGGUCCGGAUUCGAUUUCGAUAUCUAUGUGCAUAGGGGUGCUGGUGCUUAUAUUUGUGGUGAGGAGACGGCGCUGAUUGAGAGUAUUGAGGGCAAGCAGGGCAAGCCGAGAUUAAAGCCCCCGUUCCCGGCUGAUGUUGGAUUGUUUGGGUGUCCGACGACGGUGGCGAAUGUGGAGACGGUUGCGGUUGCACCCACGAUUUGUCGAAGGGGUGCACCGUGGUUUGCGUCGUUUGGACGGGAGAGGAACCAGGGGACAAAGUUGUUUUGUAUCUCGGGACAUGUGAACAAUCCUUGUGUUGUGGAGGAGGAGAUGAGUAUUCCGCUCAAGGAUUUGAUCGAGAAGCAUUGUGGUGGUGUUGUUGGGGGGUGGGACAAUUUGUUGGGUAUCAUUCCCGGUGGAAGUUCUGUACCCAUUCUUCCCAUCAAGCACAUGGACUAUGACUCGCUCAAGGACGCACAAUCUGGUUUGGGAACGGGAGCUGUCAUUGUGAUGAACAAGAGUACAGAUGUUGUCGCUGCUAUCGCUCGUUUCGCCAAGGACGCGGUCACCAACGAGAAAUCGACAUGUUGCUCGAGAUCACGUGCGUCAACCCCCUUUUUCCUUCCUACUUUUGCUCACACACUCCCAGGAAACAAGUUGAAGGAAGAACGAUUUGUGCUCUUGGUGAUGCAGCAGCCUGGCCCAUCCAAGGACUCAUGCGCCACUUCCGUACGACCUGAGGUGGAGCGCCGAAUUGCAGAGUUCCGCGAGCUGAACGGCCCCGUCAUGUUUGGAGGCAAGUUGUUGAGCCAAGUAGACGACAGGACGCUUGCAUUACCGGACAAUCUGGGUGGCAACCUCGUGGAGAGUGGUGAUAAGCACGUACCCGAAGGCAAGAACGCGAUCGGUGUCUAA
Messenger RNA from Acaulospora colombiana, 1421 nucleotides. The record is from the annotation of a GenBank genome assembly. NCBI's taxonomy places the organism in Eukaryota, Fungi, Glomeromycota, Glomeromycetes, Diversisporales, Acaulosporaceae.